This is a messenger RNA of Verruconis gallopava, 1967 nucleotides long. RefSeq lists its product as uncharacterized. The transcript is spliced from 2 exons. Lineage: Eukaryota; Fungi; Ascomycota; Dothideomycetes; Venturiales; Sympoventuriaceae. The record is from RefSeq and is a predicted model, not a curated record. The coding region runs from base 1 to 1659 and encodes 552 amino acids.
AUGGCCAACAAGAAGAGCAAAGCCAGGACGAAGGUGCGGGACGUGGAUACGGUGGGCGGAGAGAGGCCACCAAAGGCGACGCCGCGGCUGUACCCGCGCGUUCGUCUGUUGAAUCGAUUCUACGAGCCCUUGGUGCUCCUGUCGGUCCUGGGGCGGACGCGAGGGGAGCAUCUGCGAGCAAACCUGCCGCGGGGGUCGAACCUCGACCAAUGGUCGAUCAAGCACGUCCGGCGCCUGUUCCUCUUCAAGGCGGCGUACCUGUGCGACUUCCGGAAGGGAGGCGACACCGUCACCGCCAUGGCGAUCGAGGGCCGGCCGGAAGGCAAGAUCAUUUGGGUAGCGUCGAACACAUCUCCGGAGCCGAAGAUCAUUCCCUUUAUGCAGGAGCUGCUGUCGAGGCUUUCCCGCGCGGACGAGACAGACGCGGACGUGGAAAGGAGGGUGGACGACGCCGCCAAGUUCUGCAUCGGGUUCGCGAGCCAUCGGAUCAAGAAUUACGCGAGCUUCAUCUGCUCCAAGAUCGAAAAGUGCAAGAGCCUGUUCGAAAGGCGUCCGCUGCAAAAUUCCAAGUACAUGCCGCUCUUUCGCUGGCUCGAAAACUUCAUGAGGCUCAGGGACUCGUAUUUUAAACUCUGCAGAUUCGCAUACGAUCAGCGGAGGUGCGGAGAGAUGAAGCUGCUCGAAGAGUUGUGCAAAGAGCCCGACUUCCACCCCGAUCAAGACUCUUUUCACUUCCACUUCAAAAUGCUGAGGCACUACGUUGGUCGUCUUGGCCAUCAUAUAAAGGCCGUAAAGAUGCUUGUGCUCUGCAUGCCCCGGCUCUCGAAUUUGUUCGACGGUAUCAAGAUCCGUCCCAUACCCACGCCGUCGAGUUUUGAAGUUCCACUGACCGAUGACAUGACUAAUAUAGACCGCAUUGUUAUAAGACUUCUACCUUCUGGAUCCGAACAGGUCGCACAUUACCAAAGAACGCUCCAGGAAAUGGAUACGAAAUUCAAAGUAAUGGAUCGUUUCAUGGAGAAAUAUCAAGAUCCCAACUUGAAACCGCGCGUCCACGCCGAAGUUCAGGUUGCGGCCUUUUUUGAGAACAGACAACUCAGAUUCGAGGAUUCGGACCCCUUCAUCGCGUCCAGUAAACCGUCGUGCUAUUGCUGUUUUCUCUAUUUUCGACGUCACCAUCCCAACUUUGUGACACCGCCUGCCCACCAGAAUAUUCAUCUGAACUGGGGGCUUCCGGACUUCCAAGACGACAUCAAGCAGAGGGACAUACUGAACAGUAUGAUUCCCGAUAUCCGUAGAGACCUGUUAGAUCAGAUCGAUCAAAAGCAGCCGAACCUAUUUAUGCAUCCCGACUCCACAACUGGGAUCACGGAGUCGUUAAUGGACUUGUCUGACGAGGCUAUGUCGGUUCUCGACUCGGAUGACUCAUCGGUCUUUGAUAGAAACUCAGGCAGGUGUUCUGCAGAUGAAUCGUCAAGAAGCCUUCUCACGGAUAUAGUAGACAGCGAAAGUAUUGAAACCUCGUCCCGCCCAUUGAAUGACGAUGAAGAUAUCACAGCGACGGCAGAUUGGCUUGGUCAACUGCAAGUGAACGAUGAUGACGGCGCGUCGGAUGAUAAUUGGCAAGACUCAUCUGACGGCGGCGGCGUACCACUUUAGAAGUCCAACUUGCAUCUCUGUGUUCUACCUCCGGGCUCAGCUGUGAAAGACUUCAGGGACUACAAAACAGGUUGUGAGGGCUAGGCCAAGGCUUCCAGUGUUUGCGCCUUUAUAUAUGUGCUGCUAACUUCUCAUGCAGAUUUCUUGUCGUCCCGAAAGCGGCAGGAAAAUAGCUGGCACGCACCUGAAGAUUCUCACAGUGCGUAGUAAGGACUGGUUCAAGAUACUUUGAGAAAUGGACAGAUUUAACGGACACACGCCACGAGAUAAAAGAACAAGAUUGUAAUGCUUUAAAGAAACCUACCAAU